GUCCUCCCUCACUUCCCUUCUCUUCAUCCUCCAGCAGCGCACUCCAGCAGGCCAACAAAGCACAAUUUGGAAGUCAUUGUUUGGACAGACUUUAAAACGAUCACGACCGGCUAUGGCGGCAAUCAGGAAAAAGCUGGUCAUCGUGGGCGAUGGAGCGUGCGGUAAAACCUGCCUGCUGAUUGUCUUCAGCAAGGACCAGUUUCCUGAGGUCUACGUGCCCACCGUCUUUGAGAACUACGUGGCGGACAUUGAAGUGGAUAGCAAACAGGUGGAGUUAGCACUGUGGGACACAGCGGGCCAAGAAGACUAUGACCGACUGCGCCCCCUCUCGUAUCCAGACACUGACGUCAUUCUCAUGUGCUUCUCCAUCGACAGCCCUGACAGUUUGGAGAACAUCCCGGAGAAGUGGACCCCAGAAGUGAAACACUUCUGCCCAAACGUCCCAAUUAUUUUGGUGGGGAACAAAAAAGACCUGCGCAACGAUGAGCACACCCGCAGGGAGCUUGCCAAAAUGAAGCAGGAACCCGUGAAGCAGGAGGACGGACGGGACAUGGCCAACAGGAUCAGUGCCUUCGGAUACAUGGAGUGCUCAGCCAAAACAAAGGAUGGCGUGAGGGAAGUAUUUGAGAUGGCCACCAGGGCGGCGCUACAGGCCAGGCGGGGAAAGAAGAGCAGUAAAUGCACCCUCCUGUAAACAGAGGGGGCACGAGGACUGCUUCCUGUUGGUUGGGGGAAAGAAAGGAGGAGCAGGUCGACAACCCCCACCCCCCCAAAAAAAUACACCCACACAAAAGACUGUUCUCACCAGUUUUUACAAAAGGUGCAGCGCUUUUACUUUUCUUUUGUCUUAAGUUAGUCCAAUUUUGUCAGUAUUCGAUUUUGAGGCGACGAAAAUCUUCUUUUUUUUGUACUAAAGCAUCAGUCAAUCAGGCCAUAAUGAAAGCUCCGGUAUGAGCAUGUUGAGUGUCAGGAGAAGUUAGCAAAGGAACGUGUUGUGUGAAAGCUGCCAACUGCAAGUCAAGUGCUGAAGCCCCAACUGCUGACCUGACGAAUGUUCCCGCAGCCAACCACAACACUGUGAGCCGUUCAAUCCUGCAUUGACUUCAACAAGCUAAUGCACACGUGACGUCAACGCUUGUUAGUGUGCUUCAUUUACAAAUCCUUGUGUGCGUUCUGGUGCGCUGCACGACACCAGGCUCAAACUCAAAUUUUGCAAAUGGAAACUUUAGUGUUUUGUGUAAUAAAUUACUUUGUAAGAAUCAUCUUGCUAAUUUGCAUCACUGGCUGGAAAAGACUGAAUUGUAGUGCUGCUUGGAUACAAAAUAAAAAAUUUUAAGUAGGAUUUUCAGCACAAGUUUGCAUUCUGGUGGUGUAAGAUGGCUUUUGCAUUGCUUUUUGAGGUUGACGUUUAUUCAUGUUCAAGUAAAAUACAACACAUUCCACAUUGACAUUGUUCAUAAAAAGAAAUACUUCAACAAAACUACA
Messenger RNA from Dunckerocampus dactyliophorus (ringed pipefish), 1485 nucleotides. Its product is annotated as rho-related GTP-binding protein RhoA-B. Gene Ontology annotation, cellular component: dendritic spine; cleavage furrow. The transcript is spliced from 5 exons. Gene Ontology annotation, biological process: stress fiber assembly; cell migration; small GTPase-mediated signal transduction. The record is from RefSeq and is a predicted model, not a curated record. Gene Ontology annotation, molecular function: GTP binding; GTPase activity. Lineage: Eukaryota; Metazoa; Chordata; Actinopteri; Syngnathiformes; Syngnathidae. Bases 113 to 694 code for a protein of 193 amino acids.